Messenger RNA from Penicillium arizonense, 1638 nucleotides. RefSeq names its product putative alpha/beta hydrolase. Gene Ontology annotation, molecular function: A2-type glycerophospholipase activity. Gene Ontology annotation, biological process: cardiolipin acyl-chain remodeling. Bases 1 to 1638 code for a protein of 545 amino acids. The record is from RefSeq and is a predicted model, not a curated record. The transcript has a single exon. NCBI's taxonomy places the organism in Eukaryota, Fungi, Ascomycota, Eurotiomycetes, Eurotiales, Aspergillaceae. Gene Ontology annotation, cellular component: mitochondrial inner membrane.
AUGGCCUCAGAAUCACUAAACUCAUCCCAAGAGGACACAAAUCGCCCGAGCGGCGAAUCGGCCACUCCGUAUGCCACCCGGGCUACGGCAACAAGGCCCUCAAUGUUUCCCCUAUCGUAUCGAGACGGCUUUGCUGAAUGGUGGGCCAAGCUGCCAGUUGCGCAGACGGAACACAAAGUCCUUUCCUACCUCCCCUACUUGCGCCAUGAACCACCCACCCACCUGCAGACGGGAACAGAGAGAAGGGGAAGCUUGGAGUCCACAGACCAAAACCAGCAGGGCGAGAUCAGCACGAACUCCCUUGAUGACCCGUACGGCCCGCGCAGAUGGAGCUCCAGCAUGGUGGAGCUGAGCGGGAAGGACCGCGCGCUCAAUGAGUUCUCGGUGGAAAGAGUGGGUGAGCAAGCUGAUCAGCAUCUGGUCAUGCUGCACGGCUACGGGGCUGGUCUUGGCUUUUUCUACAAGAACUUCGAGCCGCUCAGUCGUCUCAAGGGGUGGCAACUGCAUGCUUUGGACAUGCUGGGCAUGGGCCGGAGUACUCGACCUUCGUUCAAAAUCAAAGCAAAGGGAAGAGAAGAUGCCAUUCGUGAAGCCGAAGCGUGGUUUAUUGAUGCUUUGGAGGAGUGGCGCAUCAAGCGCAAGAUUGACCGGUUUACUCUGCUGGGACACAGUCUCGGAGGGUACAUGGCAGUCGCCUACGCGCUCAAAUACCCUGGUCAUCUGAAUAAACUUAUCUUGGCGUCUCCUGUCGGCAUCCCGGAGGACCCAUAUGCCGUCACCGCAGACGUUGCUGAGCCUUCAGAAUCAACAUUGGCCGGCGAGGUUACCCAGGACCAGCAGAGUGUCGUGGCACAAGCUGCUGUCCCAGGGUCAGCACCGAAAACCGCUGACGGCAGCUUUAUCACCGGACAGCAGCCCGCUCAAGGGCCAGCCCAACCCCCCCGACGGAAUCUUCCCAAGUGGUUCGCCUAUUUGUGGGAUGCGAAUAUCUCCCCUUUCAGCCUGGUACGAUGGACUGGUCCUCUAGGCCCACGCAUCGUCUCCGGCUGGACCUCUCGCCGUUUCUCCCACCUCCCAGCCGAGGAAGCCAAGGCCCUCCACGACUACUCAUACUCGAUCUUCAGUCUCCGCGGCAGUGGCGAAUACGCAUUGGCAUAUAUCCUCGCCCCCGGAGCAUUCGCCCGCAGUCCCCUUAUCCACCGAGUCCACGGACUUGGACGUCAAUUGAUCCAUAAUAAUUCUCCCUUGAACCCACUUCCCCACGCGAUCUCCACUGCCAAAGCCUGCUCAAAACCAGCAGAGGAUAACCCCGUCCCCACUGCUACCACUUCUUCUGAACCAGAGGCACCCGCUAAGCGUGAAAAUGGCCUUCCUGUGGUUUUCAUGUACGGUGAUCACGACUGGAUGGACGUUUCAGGCGGCCAUGCAGCCGCAGCUCGUCUGGAAGAAGAGAAACGGAAGGUGUUGGCAAAUGCUACACCGGAGGAGCGUCGCUCCGACGAAGGUUCGUCGAAGGUGGUUGUCAUUAAGAGAGCUGGUCACCAUCUUUACCUCGAUGGCUGGGAGGAGUUCAACAGUGUUAUCCUCGCUGAGAUGGAGGAAGUUAACAGGCGGGAGAGGGGUCGUCAGUCGUCAUGA